Papilio xuthus (Asian swallowtail) is the source of this 6504-nucleotide messenger RNA. It is a transcript of the gene Mhc, whose product is annotated as myosin heavy chain. The coding region runs from base 210 to 6107 and encodes 1965 amino acids. The transcript is spliced from 25 exons. The record is from RefSeq and is a predicted model, not a curated record. Gene Ontology annotation, biological process: actin filament organization; muscle contraction; sarcomere organization. NCBI's taxonomy places the organism in Eukaryota, Metazoa, Arthropoda, Insecta, Lepidoptera, Papilionidae. Gene Ontology annotation, molecular function: microfilament motor activity; actin filament binding; ATP binding. Gene Ontology annotation, cellular component: actin cytoskeleton; myosin II complex; membrane.
GAGUGUCCGUGUGACGUCGAACGCGCCAGCUGAUUUGCCGAUUGGAUUUGGAUUUUUGUGCGAGUGGUCUCUCCAGUGGAUACCGUUUGUUUAUUGAUCGAUGGUGAUGGUCGUUGCGCGUUGAGUGUGAACAACAGUAAACGAAAUAGAAGGCUCCAGGGCUGUGUUCUCGUGUCUCGACUAGCCCAAAGUCUCGUUAGCCCUCCGAAAUGCCGAAGCCACAAGUACAAGAGGGCGAGGACCCCGAUCCGACCCCGUACCUGUUCGUUUCUCUGGAACAGAAACGUAUCGACCAAAGCAAGCCCUACGAUGGCAAGAAAGCUUGCUGGGUACCAGACGAGAAGGAGGGCUUCGUGCAGGGUGAAAUUAAGGCCACCAAGGGCGACCUGGUGACCGUCAACCUCCCCGGAGGCGAGACCAAAGACUUCAAGAAGGAUCUUGUAGCUCAAGUGAACCCGCCUAAGUACGAGAAAUGCGAGGAUAUGUCCAACUUGACAUACCUCAACGACGCUUCGGUUUUGUAUAACUUGAAGCAGAGAUAUUAUCAUAAGCUUAUCUACACUUACUCGGGUCUCUUCUGUGUGGCCAUCAAUCCCUACAAGAGGUUCCCCGUGUACACGACCCGAUGCGCCAGGCUGUACCGAGGCAAGCGUCGCUCGGAAGUGCCGCCUCACAUUUUCGCCAUUUCCGAUGGCGCUUACGUAAACAUGUUGACCAACCACGAGAAUCAAUCUAUGUUGAUUACCGGUGAGUCUGGUGCCGGAAAGACUGAGAACACGAAGAAGGUAAUUGCGUACUUCGCCACCGUCGGUGCUUCGCAGAAGAAGGACCCGUCGCAAGAGAAGAAGGGCUCCCUUGAGGACCAGGUCGUACAAACUAACCCUGUUCUUGAAGCCUUCGGUAACGCCAAGACCGUGCGUAACGACAACUCUUCCCGAUUCGGUAAAUUCAUCCGUAUCCACUUCGGACCUUCUGGUAAACUGGCUGGUGCUGAUAUCGAGACCUACCUGCUUGAGAAGGCUCGUGUCAUCUCCCAGCAAGCCUUGGAGCGUUCUUACCACAUCUUCUACCAAAUGAUGUCCGGAUCCGUCGCUGGCCUUAAGGACAUGUGUCUCCUGUCAAACGACGUAUAUGAUUAUCACAUCGUAUCGCAAGGAAAAACCACCAUCCCGAACGUAGACGAUGGAGAGGAAUGUCUAUUGACUGAUCAAGCCUUCGACAUUUUGGGCUUCACCCAAGAGGAGAAGGACAAUGUGUACAAGAUCACCGCCGCCGUCAUGCACAUGGGCUGCAUGAAGUUCAAGCAGAGGGGUCGCGAGGAACAGGCUGAGGCUGACGGUACCGAGGAUGGUGACAAGGUUGCCAAGCUCCUCGGUGUCGACUGCCAGGAUCUGUACAAGAACUUGUUGAAGCCGCGCAUCAAGGUCGGAAACGAGUUCGUCACCCAGGGUCGUAACAAGGACCAGGUCACCAACUCCGUGGGUGCUCUCUGCAAGGGCAUGUUCGAUCGUCUCUUCAAGUGGCUCGUCAAGAAGUGUAACGAGACUCUAGACACCAAGCAGAAGAGGCAGCACUUCAUUGGUGUGCUGGAUAUUGCUGGUUUCGAGAUUUUCGACUUCAACGGUUUCGAGCAACUCUGCAUUAACUUCACAAACGAGAAGCUCCAGCAAUUCUUUAACCACCACAUGUUCGUAUUGGAGCAAGAAGAGUACAAAAAGGAGGGCAUCAAUUGGGCCUUCAUCGAUUUCGGAAUGGACUUGCUCGCUUGUAUCGAUCUUAUCGAGAAGCCUAUGGGUAUCCUCUCCAUUCUUGAGGAAGAGUCUAUGUUCCCCAAGGCCACUGAUCAGACCUUCGUUGAGAAGUUGAACAACAACCACUUGGGUAAAUCUGCUCCCUACCUGAAGCCUAAACCCCCCAAGCCUGGUUGCCAGGCCGCCCACUUCGCCAUCGGCCAUUACGCUGGAAAUGUCGGCUACAACAUCACUGGCUGGCUUGAGAAGAACAAGGACCCUCUUAACGACACCGUUGUCGACCAGUUCAAGAAGGGCGCCAACAAAUUGUUGGUUGAGAUCUUCGCUGAUCAUCCUGGCCAGUCUGGUGAUGCCAGUGCUGGUGGUGGUGGCAAGGGCGGUCGCGGUAAGAAGGGCGGUGGUUUCGCUACUGUCUCCUCCGCAUACAGGGAACAACUUAACAACCUGAUGACAACUUUGAGGUCAACACAGCCUCACUUCGUCCGUUGUAUCAUUCCCAACGAAUUGAAACAGGCUGGUCUCAUCGACUCCCACCUUGUGAUGCACCAGCUCACCUGUAACGGUGUGCUUGAAGGCAUCCGUAUUUGCCGUAAAGGUUUCCCCAACAGGAUGGUCUACCCCGACUUCAAGCUCCGCUACAAGAUCCUGGCUCCUCAAGCUGCUGACAAGGAGACCGAUCCUAAGAAAGUCGCUCAAGUGAUCCUGGAUGCGACGGGCUUGGACCCCGAGUCCUACCGUCUCGGUCACACCAAGGUGUUCUUCCGUGCUGGUGUCCUGGGUCAGAUGGAAGAGUUGCGUGACGAUAGGUUGUCCAAGAUUGUGUCCUGGAUGCAGGCGUACAUUCGUGGUUACUUGUCUCGCAAAGAGUACAAGAAGCUCCAAGAACAAAGGUUGGCCCUCCAAGUGGUACAACGCAACUUGCGCAAGUACUUGCAGCUCCGCACCUGGCCCUGGUGGAAGUUGUGGCAGAGGGUCAAGCCCCUCCUCAACGUCACCCGCAUCGAAGAUGAGAUCGCGAAAUUGGAGGAGAAGGCACAGAAGGCCCAGGAGGCUUUCGAGAAGGAAGAGAAGCUCCGCAAGGAGGUUGAGGCUCUCAACGCCAAGCUGCUUGAGGAGAAGACCGCCCUGCUUUCCACCCUUGAGGGUGAGAAGGGCUCUCUCUCCGAGACCCAGGAGCGCGCCAACAAGCUCCAGGCUCAGAAGAACGACCUCGAGAACCAACUCAGGGACACACAAGACCGCCUCACUCAGGAAGAGGAUGCCCGCAACCAGCUCUUCCAGGCUAAGAAGAAGUUGGAGCAGGAGGUCUCCGGCCUCAAGAAGGACAUUGAAGACCUCGAGCUGUCCGUCCAGAAGUCCGAACAGGACAAGGCCACCAAGGACCACCAGAUCCGCAACUUGAACGAUGAGAUCGCCCACCAGGAUGAGCUUAUCAACAAGUUGAACAAGGAGAAGAAGAUGCAAGGCGAAUCCAACCAGAAGACCUCCGAGGAACUCCAGGCCGCCGAAGACAAGGUCAACCACCUCAACAAGGUCAAGCAGAAGCUCGAACAGACCCUCGACGAGCUCGAAGACUCCCUGGAGCGCGAAAAGAAACUGCGCGCCGACGUCGAGAAGCAGAGGAGGAAGGUGGAAGGAGACCUCAAGCUCACCCAGGAGGCCGUCACCGACCUCGAACGCAACAAGAAGGAGCUCGAACAGACCAUCCAGCGCAAGGACAAGGAAAUCUCCUCGCUCACCGCCAAGCUCGAGGACGAGCAAUCGCUGGUCAGCAAGCUCCAGAAACAAAUCAAGGAACUGCAGGCCCGCAUCGAGGAGUUGGAAGAGGAAGUGGAAUCCGAGCGCCAGGCGCGCGCUAAGGCUGAGAAGCAACGCGCUGACCUCGCCCGUGAGCUUGAAGAGCUGGGUGAGCGCCUGGAGGAAGCCGGUGGCGCCACCUCUGCUCAGAUCGAGCUCAACAAGAAGCGUGAGGCCGAGCUCAGCAAGCUGCGCCGCGACCUCGAGGAGGCCAACAUCCAGCACGAGUCGACGCUCGCCAACCUCCGCAAGAAGCACAACGAUGCCGUUGCGGAGAUGGGCGAGCAGCUCGACCAGCUCAACAAGCUCAAGGCUAAGGCUGAGAAAGAGCGCUCUCAAUACUUUAGCGAAGUCAAUGACCUUCGUGCCGGUCUCGACCACUUGUCCAACGAAAAGGCUGCCCAAGAGAAGGUUGUCAAGCAACUGCAACACAACCUCAACGAGGUGCAGAACAAGGCUGACGAGGCCAACCGCACCCUCAAUGACCUGGAUGCUGCCAAGAAGAAGCUGUCCAUCGAGAACUCCGACCUGCUCCGCCAGUUGGAGGAGGCUGAGUCGCAGGUGUCUCAGCUCUCUAAGAUCAAGGUGUCGCUCACCACACAGCUUGAAGACACCAAGAGGCUCGCUGACGAAGAAGCCAGGGAACGCGCUACCCUUCUUGGCAAGUUCCGCAACUUGGAGCACGACCUCGACAACAUUCGUGAACAGGUUGAGGAGGAAGCUGAAGGCAAGGCUGAUCUGCAGAGACAGCUUUCCAAGGCUAACGCCGAGGCCCAACUGUGGCGCUCCAAGUACGAGUCCGAGGGUGUUGCCCGCUCCGAAGAGCUGGAGGAGGCCAAACGCAAGCUCCAGGCCCGCCUCGCCGAGGCCGAGGAGACCAUCGAGUCCCUCAACCAGAAGGUCGUUGCCCUCGAAAAGACCAAGCAGCGCCUCGCCACCGAAGUCGAGGACUUGCAACUCGAGGUUGACCGUGCCACCGCUAUCGCCAACGCUGCUGAGAAGAAGCAGAAGGCCUUCGACAAGAUCAUUGGAGAAUGGAAGCUCAAGGUCGAUGACCUCGCCGCUGAACUCGACGCAAGCCAGAAGGAAUGCCGCAACUACUCUACUGAACUGUUCCGCCUCAAGGGUGCCUACGAAGAAGGCCAGGAGCAGCUCGAGGCUGUCCGCCGUGAGAACAAGAACCUCGCUGACGAAGUCAAGGACUUGCUCGACCAAAUCGGUGAAGGUGGCCGCAACAUUCACGAAAUCGAGAAGGCCAGGAAGCGUUUGGAGGCCGAGAAGGACGAACUCCAAGCUGCUCUCGAGGAGGCCGAGGCCGCUCUCGAACAGGAAGAGAACAAGGUUCUCCGCGCUCAGCUCGAGCUCUCUCAAGUCAGACAGGAAAUCGACAGAAGGAUCCAGGAGAAGGAAGAGGAAUUCGAAAACACCCGCAAGAACCACCAACGUGCUCUCGACUCCAUGCAAGCUUCCCUCGAAGCCGAGGCUAAGGGUAAGGCUGAGGCCCUGCGCAUGAAGAAGAAGCUCGAGGCUGACAUCAACGAGCUCGAAAUUGCUCUUGACCACGCUAACAAGGCUAACGCUGAAGCCCAGAAGAACAUCAAACGCUACCAGCAACAGAUCAAGGACCUGCAGACCGCCCUCGAGGAGGAACAACGCGCUCGCGAUGACGCCCGCGAACAGCUCGGCAUCUCUGAACGCCGCGCUAACGCUCUUCAGAACGAGCUCGAGGAGUCCAGAACUCUCCUGGAGCAGGCCGACCGUGCCCGUCGCCAGGCGGAACAAGAGUUGGGAGACGCCCACGAACAGCUCAACGAGUUGUCUGCACAAAGCGCAUCGCUCUCUGCGGCCAAGAGGAAACUCGAGUCCGAAUUGCAGACUCUUCACUCCGAUCUGGAUGAGCUCCUCAACGAGGCUAAGAACUCCGAGGAGAAGGCCAAGAAGGCCAUGGUUGACGCUGCCAGGCUUGCCGAUGAACUUCGCGCUGAACAGGAACACGCUCAGACCCAGGAGAAACUCCGCAAGGCUCUCGAACAACAGAUCAAGGAACUCCAAGUCAGGUUGGAUGAGGCCGAGGCUAACGCACUCAAGGGAGGCAAGAAGGCCAUCCAGAAACUGGAACAGAGAGUCAGGGAACUCGAGAACGAGCUCGACGGUGAACAGAGGAGACACGCUGACGCACAGAAGAACCUGCGUAAGAGCGAGAGGCGUAUCAAGGAGCUCAGCUUCCAGGCCGAGGAGGACCGCAAGAACCACGAGCGCAUGCAGGACCUCGUCGACAAACUGCAGCAGAAGAUCAAGACCUACAAGAGGCAGAUCGAAGAAGCAGAAGAAAUCGCCGCCCUCAACUUGGCUAAGUUCCGCAAGGCUCAGCAAGAGUUGGAGGAGGCUGAGGAGAGAGCAGACCUCGCUGAACAGGCCAUCAGCAAAUUCCGUGGCAAGGGACGUGCAGGAUCCACCGCGAGAGGAGUCAGCCCAGCGCCCCAACGUACGCGCCCCGCCCUCGACGGUUUCGGCACCUUCCCACCAAGGUUCGAUCUGGCGCCUGAAAGCGAUUUCUAAACGUUCCAAACAACUCAAAAAACGGACUGUACAGAUUUUUCGUUGAAUUGUAACUUAAAAUAAAAAAAAAUUGUUAUACCUAGUUGAACAAAACGUGUUACGAAUGCCUGAAACGAGAAACUGUAAAUUAAGGAAAGUAACCAUACAACCUUAUUUUGUAACGCCAAAAAAACAUUUACAUUAGAAUCUUAAUCUUUUUACGGAAGGCUAUUUUAUAAUUUGUUGAUAUUUAUUAUUAUUUAUGAUAAUUUAUUACCGUGGAGUAUGUAUCGUGUGGAGCGGGCGGAGGGGUGCGCGCGGGGCCGAGGUUACAGAGACACACCCGCCAACCCCUCACCGGCCCCGCGAGCACCUUCCCGCCCGCGUCUCCUUUGACAUCCAAUAAAGCGAUAUCGUU